Molecule: messenger RNA, 2234 nt
Organism: Anopheles coluzzii
Lineage: Eukaryota; Metazoa; Arthropoda; Insecta; Diptera; Culicidae
Gene: Atu
Product: another transcription unit protein
Exons: 3
Coding region: 101-2137 (678 amino acids)
Biological process (GO): positive regulation of transcription elongation by RNA polymerase II; transcription elongation by RNA polymerase II
Cellular component (GO): Cdc73/Paf1 complex; nucleus
Molecular function (GO): RNA polymerase II C-terminal domain phosphoserine binding
Source: RefSeq, a predicted model, not a curated record
CGCGACGCACAGCUGUCAAACACAAACGAAGCGUCCGGAAAAGUGGACGUGCUUGCAAAACAAAACUAAUUCCGCCGUAUUUCAUUGAGAAAAUACAAAUAUGGGCCACGAUACAGAGUCAGAUGGGUCAGGCUCGGAGUCUGGUUCGAGUCGUGGUAGCCCGAGCCGAAGUCGCAGUAACAGCAGAAGCCGGAGUCGAAGCGGAACACCGCAAGUAGCGCCUACACCGGGUUUUUCCCUGGAGCAUCAUGAUUCUCCAUCCAACUCGCCCCCUCAGCGUUCACGUUCUGGUACACCGACGCAGAACAGAAGUCGAUCGAAUUCGGCCGGUUCACAGCGUUCCCGGUCCGGUUCCGGUGCCCGGUCACGUUCCGGAAGCCGGUCGGCCACUCCGGGCAGUGCACAGAAACGGCAUAGUCGAUCGCGCAGCGGUUCUGGUUCGCCUGCCGGUUCGCACCGGUCUGGUUCCGGUUCGAGACACUCGCGGUCUCGCUCUCGCUCCCGCUCGCAGGGCUCUGGCAGUGGCCGUUCACGCAGCGGCACACCACAAAAUCGUUCCGGCAGUGGAACACCAGUCAACAGAUCCCGGAGCGGCACACCUGCAUCCGGUUCGCCUGGUUCCCCUGCGCGUAAAUCCCGCUCACGUUCCCGUUCGGCUCGUUCCGGUUCAGCACGCAGUCGUUCCGGAUCGGUACAGUCACCGGUGAAUGAAAAGCGAAAGCGUGCGGUGCUCAGCGAUUCGGAUUCCGAUGAGGGUGCAAAAAUGGAGGCGAAAAAGAAAAACAAACUCAUCGACACAGAUUCGGACGAAGAGGCAGGACCGGUGAAGGAUAGUGGUGCGAAGGGCAAAGAUGUCACUGCCGAUGCACUGUUUGGUGACGCUGAUGAUAUCAGCUCGGACGAGGGCGCCGGGGGAGAGUCCGGUCGGGAGCGGGACGAAUUGGACGACCUGGAAGACGAACAGCGCAAGGAGGAACAAUCUAGAAAUCGCUCUAGAUCACGUAGCCGUAGCCGCAGUAGAAGCCGGGACAGCGAUCGCCGGUCAUCGGACGAGGAAGGCAAUCGGGACCGGCUGGCCCGCUGGGAGGAACCGAAAGAGCCGGAACCGGAACCGGAACCAAUCCCCGAGACCCGCAUCGAUGUGGAGAUUCCACGUAUCGUGACCGAUCUGGGGCGAGACAUUCACUUCGUCAAGCUGCCCAACUUCUUGUCCGUCGAGACGCGCCCGUUCGAUGUGGACACGUACGAGGAUGAAAUCGACGAGGAGGAAACGCUCGACGAGGAAGGUCGGCAGCGGUUGAAGCUGAAGGUGGAGAACACAAUCCGCUGGAGGAACAAUUUCGACCGGCAGGGCAAUGCGCUGCGCGAAACGAACGCUCGGUUUGUGAAGUGGUCCGAUGGCAGCAUGAGUUUGCACCUUGGGUCGGAAAUUUUCGACGUGUACAAACAGCCGCUGCAGGGUGACCACAACCAUCUGUUCAUCCGACAGGGUACGGGUUUGCAGGGCCAGUCCGUGUUCCGCACCAAGCUUACCUUCCGGCCGCACUCGACCGAAUCGUUCACCCAUCAGAAGAUGCUCAUCUCGUUGGCCGAUCGGUCGCAGAAAACGUCCGGCAUCAAGAUCCUCACGCAGGUCGGGUUCGAUCCCGACGCGGACCGCAAACAGAACCUCAAGAAGGAGGAGGAAAAGCUGCGCAUGGCGAUGCGGGCGAAGCAAACCUCUUCCUCGAAGCCGAAGCGAGGCCGGGACUCGGGCGCUGGAAUCGCUGGGAAUGCGUACCACCACGACGAAGGUUCGGAUGACGAGGGCGGCAUAUCGAUUGCCGCUAUCAAGAACAAAUUUAAGGGUGACAAGGGGAAAGGAAGCGGUGCGAAAGGAAAUGCGGGCAUCUACUCGUCGGACGAGGAGGGCUCGGACGUGGAGACGGGCCGACGCAAGAAGAACAUUGACAAGAAGAAGGCGCUCAAAUCGUUGGCCGACUCGGACGACAGUGAGGCCGGGUCAGGCUCGGAGGGUUCGCGCGGAACGCGGUCACGAUCCAAUUCCGGGUCCGGAUCGGGGUCGGGCGAUGAAGGGUCGGGUAGCGAGAAGAGCGCCGAGGGCGGAAAUCGUUCCGAAGGGGACAGUGACGAGUAGGUAUGAUAGGGAUUGCUGUACAUUUCUAUUGAAACUUUAUUUACCAUAACUGAUACAAAAAAAAGAAAUAAAAUUAACAUUUAGUUUUACCAGUUAA